Molecule: messenger RNA, 1250 nt
Organism: Symbiodinium necroappetens
Lineage: Eukaryota; Dinophyceae; Suessiales; Symbiodiniaceae
Source: the annotation of a GenBank genome assembly
AUGUCUGCAUGCAGUUACGAGGUUCUUCAUGAGUGGCAUUCCUUCAUGUUGGAGCGGCUGCAGCAGCAGCCGCCACCAGGCUGUGCAAAACCCAGCAUUGAGCAGAUCUUGCGUGCAGACCGGAUCGCAUGGGUCAGGUUGGCCGAGCGUGUGCAUUCGCUUCGGAGGACUGCCUCAGGGGCGCUUCCGCUUGAUGCAGCAAUUGCCGAUCUCAAUAAGGACCCGACUGUUCUCUUCCACUUGCUCCCUGCUCGGGAGACCAAGGCUCCUGAGAGGCCGCAGCGAGAUCCUUCCAAGAAGGACGAUGACAAGAAGAGAAAGAUUGAUGAGAAGAAGAAGGCCACGCCUGCUUCCACCAAGGUUCAGAAGAGCGAAAUGCCAGAUGAACUUAAAUCGAUUCCCAACCUUCUGACUGUGUCCGAGUCAGGAAUGCAAGGAAAACAAGGAGUGACUCUCGAGUGGGCCAUCCGAUGGCCCACGUCCACCGAAGUGCAUCAGAUUGUGCCAGACCGGCGAGGUUCGGCUGAGCAAUCCACUGUUCAUGCCGAUGUCCGAGAGUCUCCAGACCGAGGUGACAUUCGUGCUUUGUUCAACAUGCUGCCGCAUGAGACCCCCCCACGCGGGGAUGGAGCUGGCGUCCUGACUGCCAUGGUUCGGAAGUGUGCGCCUUCGCACUCGUUCACCAGCUUGAAUCUUUUCUUCAAUGUCAAAACGGCCUUGCACAUUGAUGUCAACAACGAGCAGCUGCCAAACAUAAUCAUUGGCAUCAGUGAUUUUCGAGGCGGGCAGGUGCUUGUUGAGAAUCCCAGGGGGUCUCACGUCAUAUCCACGGCAACUGGAGGUGUUCGUGCGGACCUUCUUGAAGUUGCAGGAACCCAUGCCGUGUUUGAUGCAUACCGGCUAAGGCAUGAGACCGUUGACUGGACCGGUGAUAGGUUAGUCCUUGUUGCCUUUUCGGUUAAGGGUUCCCACUUGCUUUGCCCAGACGAUCGCACCGAGUUGAUUGAGCAAGGCUUUGUCCUUCCGUCGAUGUCCGAGUGCUCCACCAAUGACCCGCCGGCCAAGUCGCUGGCGUGCGAUCCCUCAUGUCUUCCCUUAGGCUUGAAAGAUCGCUGUCAUGACAAAUGCUUGGGGGACAUGCUCUUCCUUGAGAUCUUCUGUGGCACUGGAGGCCUAGUCAUCGAGUGGUGUCAACGGGCCGGCAUUUUGCUGGUCGUUGAGAAUCCGAUGGCAAGCAAGCUUUGGCAAGG